AUGAUUUGAAUAAUCAAAAUCAAAAUCAUUGGUGGUCACUGUUGAGAUAGAAACUAGCUAGAGUGUUGUUUUUGUUUAACUAAGAAUGGGACAAGUGUCCAUUUUGCUUCGUUGUACUGAUUUAAUAGCCUAGAUUGCUUGCUGCUGAUACCUGUCCUUUGAACGUGUAAGCAUUGUAUGCUUACCUUAAUGUUAUGUUAAACACUUGGUGAUCUUGUACAAGUGUUAAUCCUGCAUUUUAUGUAUAUAUGAAUGUAUCUUUCCUCAGUUAAUGGAUGAUCGAUAUUAACCAAGUUCCUCUGUUUUUUCCAUUGUCUUUUACUUUUCUUCUCUGCAUAUAUGAUACUUCAGUUGUGAAUUAACAAAUAACAGUCACCACGUGCGUAGAGGGUAGGAAACCCAAUGUUUCCAAUCUUUUGACCCUUCUGAGUUCUGAUGUUUCCAAAGGAUAAGAAGAAUCUGUCAAAAAACCUGCAGCGCUGCGAUGCCUGACUCAACCUCUGAAUCAAUUUCUGCUCCUCAUCCAAGAAAGCGGCUAUGGCCCUUCACUCUUGUUUUGUCAACGAUGGUUCCUGUACUUGCAGCUGUGCUUGCCUACCAGCUUGACUCAUUCGAUCCAGCUCCUAUACCCAUCCACGAAUUGGCUCAGGCCCCCAUCGCUGCCUCGUUGCGCAACGAUCGCAUGCUACAAGGAGCAGAGUUAGUGGGUGCAGGGAAGUUGCAGGGACCAGAGGAUAUCGCAUAUGAUUCCAAGUCAAGGCUCAUCUACACGGGUUGCUUAGAUGGGUGGAUCAAGCGAGUCAGGUUGAACGAUUCGACCGUGGUAAAUUUGGUCAACACCAACGGCAGACCGCUAGGAGUCGCUCUUGGACACAAUGAUGAAAUAAUCGUAGCUGAUGCUUUCAAGGGACUGCUGAAUAUAAGCAGAGAUGGUGAGGUGGAGCUGCUAACAGAUGAGGCUGAUGGCCUGAAAUUCAAAAUUACAGACGGUGUAGAUAUAGCAGAUAAUGGUAUGAUAUAUUUUACAGACGCUUCAUACAAAUAUGACUCGAAUGAUCACUUACUGGACAUGCUGGAGGGUAAGCCUCAUGGUCGAUUUAUGAGCUUCGAUCCAGUUACCAGAAAAACCAGAGUGUUGGUCAGCAAUCUUUACUUUGCUAAUGGAGUUGCAGUAUCACCACGUCAAGAUUCUGUAAUCUUCUGUGAAACAACAAUGAGAAGGUGUAGAAAGUAUUACAUACAGGGCAACCAACAGGGACAGCUGGAGAAAUUUGUUGAUCAAUUACCAGGCUUCCCUGAUAAUAUCAGAUAUGAUGGAGAUGGCCACUAUUGGAUUGGAUUGCCCUUGGAGACUUCGGCUACUCUUGAUUUAGCACUCAGGUAUCCUUUCAUCCGAAAGGUUAUGGCGAUCAUGGAGAAGUACAUUGGACCACUAUCUAUGGGGAAAAACGCAGGUGUCUUUGUAGUUGAUUUGGAAGGAAAACCAGUUGCUCACUACCAUGAUCACAAAUUAUCUAUGGUUACAAGCGGAAUGAAGAUAGAAAAUCGUCUAUACUGUGGCUCUGUCAUCUAUCCUUACAUUGUCAGUCUCAAUCUGGAUCAACAUCCUGCUCGAGCCACUGUGUGAGCAAGAAAUUCUGCAAAGUAGUAUGCUCUGCUGCAAAUUUGCAAAUGGCAGGGAUAAAUCGUGGCUUGUGCUGUCAGUAUAUGGCUUUGUUUAGCUAUCUGUGAAUGGUAAAUACAUUACAGUUAACGAGCCAGAGAAUUACAAUGAGCAACUUUGAGAAAUUUUUAUUUUGCCA
This is a messenger RNA of Theobroma cacao (cacao), 1802 nucleotides long. Its product is annotated as protein STRICTOSIDINE SYNTHASE-LIKE 5-like. The record is from RefSeq and is a predicted model, not a curated record. Lineage: Eukaryota; Viridiplantae; Streptophyta; Magnoliopsida; Malvales; Malvaceae. Gene Ontology annotation, cellular component: endomembrane system. Gene Ontology annotation, molecular function: hydrolase activity.